Molecule: messenger RNA, 3111 nt
Organism: Acanthopagrus latus (yellowfin seabream)
Lineage: Eukaryota; Metazoa; Chordata; Actinopteri; Spariformes; Sparidae
Product: fibroblast growth factor receptor-like 1
Exons: 7
Coding region: 370-1890 (506 amino acids)
Cellular component (GO): plasma membrane
Molecular function (GO): fibroblast growth factor binding; fibroblast growth factor receptor activity
Source: RefSeq, a predicted model, not a curated record
CCGGCCUCCGCGGCCUCUGAUUGGCCCGCAGCUGCAGCUCCGGGGACGGACAACAAGUCUCCGCUCCGUGCGCACCGUGGAAAAGUCACUUUGCGGACGAAGCGGACCAAACACACUGGACUGGAGUUGUACUAAAUGAGUUUCUGGGAUUUUGUGAUUGGUGGAGGAGUCCAGUUUUAUCACGGCAGCCUCGAGUGUGUUAUUUUAUCUCAGAGACGAGGGCGCGCUGGUCCCGUUAGAGGUCGGUGAAAAGUCGACCACUGACACUUUUGAUUCAUGGACUCAACACGGACUCUAGCUGAGAAGACUUCUGUCAAGAGGCUGCUAUAAGGUUGACUUCAUUCAUUGAACACCCAGAUUCAGAGGAACAUGAAGAUGGACAGUGUGGGCAUCCUGAAGAUUGUGCUGCUCGUCUUCCUGGCUGUUUUGCUGACCGACUGUGCAAGAGGACCUCCACGGGUGUCUGAGAAGGUUGUUCACAGACAGUCCGCCCGGCUCGGGAGUGCCAUUAAGCUGCCGUGUCCAGUAGAAGGAGACCCUCCACCCCUCAUUAUGUGGACCAAAGAUGGGCGCAACAUCCACAGCGGCUGGAUCCGUUUCCGUAUCCUCCGCGUGGGCCUGAAGAUCAAGGAGGUGGAGGCGGACGACACGGGUACCUACAUCUGUAAAGCCACCAACGGCUUUGGUAGCGUUAACAUCAACUACACCCUCAUCGUCAUCGAUGACUCAGGUUCUGAUAAAUCUGCACCCGGGGCAGCUGGCGGAGCAGAGUCUGACCUGGGCACUGAUGGCUUGUCAGAAAAAUUUGUGCGUCCCUGCUUCACUCAGCCUGCUAAGAUGAGAAAUAGGGUGAUAGCUCGUCCUGAGGGCAGCUCACUGCGGCUCAAGUGCAUGGCCAGUGGAAAUCCUCGACCGGACAUCGUGUGGCUGAAGGAUGACAGGCCGCUGACGGAGCAGGAGGUCGGCGAGGGCCGGCAGAAGAAGUGGACUUUGAGUCUCAGGAACCUGACGCCCGAGCAGAGCGGCAGAUACACCUGCAGGGUCUCCAAUCGGGCCGGGGAAAUCAACGCGACGUAUAAGGUCGAUGUCGUACAGAGGUCAAACUGCAAGCCUGUUUUGACGGGCACUCAUCCGGUCAACACAACGGUGGACUAUGGAGGCACCACGUCGUUCCAGUGCAAAGUGAGGAGCGACGUUAAGCCGGUCAUUCAGUGGCUCAAACGCGUGGAGACAAACGAGGAGAGCCGCUACAACUCCACCAUCGAGGUGGGAGACCACCGCUUCGUGGUGCUGCCCACGGGGGAGGUGUGGUCACGACCCGAUGGCUCCUACCUCAACAAGCUGCUCAUUACCCGCGCCAAGGAGGAGGACGCCGGCAUGUACAUCUGCUUAGGCGCCAACACCAUGGGCUACAGCUUCCGCAGCGCCUUCCUCACUGUGCUGCCAGACACGAAGCCUCCCAUCACGCCCAUUUUCUCACCAGCCUCCAACUCCCUCCCCUGGCCUGUCAUCAUUGGGAUCCCAGCUGGAAUAGUGUUCAUCUUUGGCACCGUGCUCCUGUGGUUCUGCCAGAGCAGAAAACACUGCCCCCCUCCCAGCCCUCCAGCUGCGGCCGCACAGGUACUGCACGGCUCCCACCGGCUGCCCUACCGAGAGCGGGACAGGGGCUACGCGGCUCCGUCGUCCAGCUCCUCCAGCCCGGAGAAAGACUGCAUGAGCUCCAUGAACUAUGAGGAGUACCUGGCACAGCAGCAGCUCCUCCUCGCCCAGGGAGGCCCAACGAUCCCCCCUAAAAUCUACCCGAAAAUUUACACUGACAUUCACACGCACACUCACUCGCACGUGGAUGGAAAAGUACAUCAGCAUCAACACAUUCAUUUUCAGUGUUAGCUUCGGUGCCAAACAUCUCCAGACUGCUCCAGUAUCUCCGUGGGGACAAUGAGCUGUGGACUGAACAGCCACAUUCACCUGGCAUUAAAAAAUAAAAAACUGGAGAUGACUGGGAAGAGUGGGAAAAACAGUGGCCAGUGAUACACAUCCAAACUUCCAUAUUUGGUGCUUAUUUUUAUACCUGUCAGAUCCUCACACCACUAAAAGAAAAAUCCAUGAAUCCUUGUUGUGCACUUAAUACAAAAAAAAGGACUUUUGUUUUUUGCAGCAUGUGAGUUUAAACGCAGCUGAAAGGUCUUCCUCAGCAGCUGAAUUUGGCAUUUUCCUACUUGAGGUGUAGCAGAAAAUGGAGGUUGGGUUUUACCUUUCACUUAUUCAGCUGUUGGAGUGCUGAGGCUCCGUGUGUUCUGCCUGGAAACGAAGAUGAAAAAUGGUACUCAAGAUUUACAAAGGGGCCGCUUUUUUAUGCUCCUACUCAGGUAGUCCUUUUGUUGUUAAAGAUGCAUAAUGUUUAAAAUGCUGACCACUAUCUUUUAUGUUACCUUUCUCCAUCCCUCACUUUUGUCCUCUGUUAUCAGUGAUAUAGAGUAGGCUGGGAAGUUUUUUUAAGCCUUCGUCAUGGCAUGCAAACCUUGCCUGAGACUGCAAGGGAUGGCAGAAGUGUGUGUUCCAUGUUAACUGAAUUGGUCUUCGUUAUAUUUCUAGUUAGGUUCCCAUCAUCCAGUCGGUAGCAUGUUUUCGGUAAACCAGCAGAGGAUAACCUUCUCCAACCACAGUUUAUGAAGCUGUAGUCAUUUUAUAAUCAAGUUGAGUCACGAUUAUUUAAUUUAUUUUGCUAAAAAAAUGUAUCAAAAGUUUUAUUUUUCAGAGUAAGGCGUUUUACAUAUCUAUGUAAUGUUAUUAAAGUAUACUGUUGUUGUUGUGUAUAGUACAUUUUCAGUACUUCGUCACCCAGUUUAAUCACAUUUAGUUCAUGCCAAUAUGUAGGUAUUUCUGUAUGUAAUUUGGUUAUAUUUGACAAUCUUGUAUGAUGUACUCUGUUCAAGGCUCAAAAACUAAAUCAUCUAAAGUGUGAUGGUUUGGUAGUUUGAUUAAAUGACCUUAAACAAAAUUCAGUAUACAUGAAGAUUUAACCAUUUGUUCUACCAAUGAAUAUUCUUCAAAACGUUAACGAAGGCGUAAAAAAGUAAGAUUGUUGUCCUCCAUGAUAGCAAUUCCCUG